AUGGGCGCUUUGACAGAACUCUGCAUCCAAGCUAACCACCUCCCGCAGAACAAGGACUCCCACUUCACCUACGUGCACAUGCACCGUGCCGCCGACGCCGACCUCUUCGACGACUUUUGCCGCGACAAGCUGCCCGACGACGAGAUCUACGUGCCGCCCCAGCACCAACCCAUCAACCCCGAGGACGAGGACGACGUCGUGCCCGACCAGCACGCCGCCUUCGGCAUCCAGCGCGCCACCCAGCGCGUCAACGAGCCCGCCUGGAAGGACCUGGGCCUGGCCUCCCUCAUGGACAAGGGGCCGGACGCGAGCGGCAAGAAGGGCGGCGGCAAGGGCGCCGUGGGAGUCAGGAACCUGCCUCGAUGA
Molecule: messenger RNA, 366 nt
Organism: Cordyceps fumosorosea ARSEF 2679
Lineage: Eukaryota; Fungi; Ascomycota; Sordariomycetes; Hypocreales; Cordycipitaceae
Product: Apc13 domain protein
Exons: 2
Coding region: 1-366 (121 amino acids)
Biological process (GO): positive regulation of mitotic metaphase/anaphase transition
Cellular component (GO): anaphase-promoting complex
Source: RefSeq, a predicted model, not a curated record